AAACGCAUUCCCGACAACCAAACACAGCCUGGAGUCCUCUGCCAGUGCUGCCACACGCUUACCUAUUGUUUCUCCACGAGGCAGAGGUUAAGCAAACGCACUGCACCAGCGCACGUUAGUUACCAGAGUCACUAUCAUUACCAGUUCUAAAUCUUAUUAAUUAGAGAAAAAAAUUCACAUUAACGUAGUCCCCAUCCUCAAUCACAUAUCACCUUCUCAAAAUCCGAAUUCCAUCUUCUACAGUUUGUUAUCCAGCCAAACCAAGCAGAAGAAAAAAAGGAAAAAAUAAACCAAUCUACCAAUUUUUGGCGCCCAUUUUUCGUCUUGGAAUCCAUUGGUACAGUUCUGAGAUUCUCAAGAAUGAGGCAUAAUAAGGAAGAGCAGUCAUACUGCACUGAACAAGUCAUUGACUUAGUCUCAGCAGUCAAAGGUUUACAUACUCUUAACUCUCAGGAGCUUAAUAAGUUAUUGAGGGACUCUGAAAAUUUUACCCUUCAGUACACUACUGAAAAGGGGCCAUCUUUACAGAUUGAUGCUGAAAAACUUGCGGGGUUUCUUCCUCUGCAUCUCAUCGCAGUGCUUAUAUCAUCUGACAAAGACGAAGCCUUGUUCAAAUAUUUGUUAUGUGGUUUACGACUCUUACAUUCCUUGUGUGAUCUAGCACCUCGGCAGAAUAAACUUGAGCAGAUUUUGCUUGAUGAUGUAAAAGUAUCAGAGCAGCUGCUUGAUCUGGUGUUUGCGUUGCUUAUUGUUCUUGGCAGUUCUAGAGAGGAACAUCAACUUUCAAGUCAUGCACCCCUUUUGCAUUCAGCACUGGUGGCUUGCAGUCUAUAUCUAUUAACGGGAUUUAUUUCCACACAAUGGCAAGAUCUUGGUCAUGUAUUAACUGCACACCCUAAGGUUGACAUAUUUAUGGAUGCAGCUUUUAGAGCAGUCCAUUUAAGUAUCAGGUCUCUCCAAAUCAAGCUAUCAGCUCAAUGUGUUGAUUUCCCAAGCCCUGCUGAACAAGUGGUCAACUCUCUCUGCCAGCAAUGCGAAGCUUCUUUACAGUUUCUUCAGUCUCUGUGCCAACAAAAAAUGUUUCGGGAGCGCCUACUGAAGAAUAAGGAACUAUGUGGAAAAGGUGGCGUUCUUUUGCUGGCUCAAGCCAUCUUGAAGUUGUGCAUCACGCCAUUGUUUAAAGAAUCCUCUACAAUUGUGGCUGCUGUGUCUAGGCUGAAGGCGAAAGUCUUAUCAAUUGUGUUGUGUCUUUGUGAAGCAGAAAGCAUCUCUUAUCUGGAUGAAGUUGCCAGCUAUCCAGGAAGCUUGGAUUUAGCAAAGUCUAUUGCACUAGAGGUUCUUGAGUUAUUGAAGACUGCUUUUGGCGGAGACCAAAAAUAUCUUAGUGGUGGCUCUGAAAAAACUCACCCAACAGGGCUUCUGCAACUCAAUGCAAUGCGUUUAGCCGAUAUCUUCUCUGAUGAUUCAAAUUUUCGAUCUUUCAUUACAGUAUAUUUUACUGAAGUUUUGGCUGCAAUUUUUUCGCUCCCUCAUGGAGAGUUCUUGUCUAGUUGGUGUUCUUCUGAUCUUCCGGUACGAGAAGAAGAUGCUUCCCUGGAGUAUGACCCAUUUGUAGCUGCUGGGUGGGUUUUGGAUUCAUUUUCAUCACCAGACUUACUGAAUUUAAUGUCUUCAGAAUCCACUUUUAUUCAGAAUAACAUGUCCCAGGCUCCCUAUGCGCAUCAGAGAACAUCAUUAUUGGUCAAAGUCAUUGCAAAUCUCCAUUGUUUUGUUCCCAACAUAUGCGAAGAGCAGGAGAAGGACCUCUUCCUUCACAAAUGUCUGGAGUGCUUGCAAAUGGAGCGACCUAGAUUUUCAUUCUCUUCUGAUGCUCAAAAAGCUGCCACCGUCUGCAAGAACCUGCGUUCAUUGUUGGGUCAUGCAGAAUCUUUAAUUCCCCUUUUUUUAAAUGAGGAGGAUGUGCAGCUCUUAAGGGUAUUCUUUAAGGAAAUACAGUCUCUAAUAACUCCUACUGAAUUAGAAGAAAGCAAGCUUGAGGGCUCAAUGUCCUGGGAUAAAUUUUCUAGACUUGAUAUUGGCGAACAUCAUCAGGAGGCACAAAGUACUGGUGGUUGCUCAUCACCCUUGCUGCGAAAAGCAGCUCCAGAUGUAACUAACAGAAGUGCUAACCUUAAAGAGGGAACAUCAGAGAACUCAACUUUGCAAGAAGUGGACCAGUUCUUUGGCAGAAAUAUGGACCAAGCUGAUGAUGUAAUGAGGCAAGAUAGAAGGAAAGAUAAAAAUAAGUUGGGUAGAGCUUUGAGAGAUGGUGAAAAAGAUGUUCAGAAUGUUGAAACAAGUGGGUCAGAUUCAAGCUCCACGAGAGGAAAGAAUUCAACUGAUCAAAUUGACAACAGUGAGUUUCCAAAAUCAAACGAGCAUAUCAAAGCAAGCGGGUCUGGAGGAGUCCAAGAAGAUGAAAAGGUUGAAAUCAUCCCAUCUGAAGAAAAGCAACGAAGAAAACGGAAGCGAACCAUAAUGAAUGAUACACAGAUGACACUAAUUGAGAAGGCCCUUGUGGAUGAACCUGACAUGCAGCGAAAUGCUGCUUUAAUUCAAUCAUGGGCUGAUAAACUGAGCUUUCAUGGUCCUGAGCUUACAGCUUCCCAGCUGAAAAAUUGGUUAAAUAAUCGAAAAGCGAGGCUAGCUCGCGCAGCCAAGGAUGUCCGUGUAGCAUCAGAGGUGGAUAGUACUUUUCCUGACAAGCAAGUUGGAUCAGGAGUAGGGUCUCUCCAUGAUUCUCCCGAGAGUCCUGGUGAGGACUUUUUUGCACCAUCAACUGCAAGAGGAGGAACUCACCAGAGCACAAUUGGAGGAAGCGUGUCAAGAGCUGGUGCUGACAAUGCGGAGGCUGCAACUGCAGAAUUUGUUGAUAUUACCCCUGCAGAAUUUGUGCGGCGUGAGCCAGGUCAGUAUGUUGUACUCUUGGAUGGGCAAGGAGACAACAUUGGCAAAGGAAAGGUACAUCAGGUGCAAGGUAAAUGGUAUGGAAAGAACUUGGAGGAAUCACAGACUUGUGUGGUGGAUGUAAUGGAGCUCAAGGCUGACAGGUGGUCAAGGCUUCCACACCCAUCUGAAACCACAGGCACCUCAUUUGAUGAGGCAGAAACUAAGCUUGGGGUAAUGAGAGUCUCGUGGGAUUCAAACAAACUUCUCAUUUUGCGGUCUAAGUGAAUCAGUAAGCAACCCCAUUUGAAGGGCUCUGAUAAGAGUUUUUUUGUUACCUGCAAGCUGUGAAUUCUCUUCGGUAUAGCUCAAAGAUCAUAUUUUAGGCAGAAACCAGGAACAGUUGGUUUGAGAUUUUCUUUCCUCAUCACGGUUGUUCCCAUAUCUUUUGUAGGAGUUACUCUUUUUUGUUUAGAAUCUGUAUGUACGAGUAAAGUAGGAUACUUCAUCAAACAUUUGGUGGAUGGGUUGCUCCAGAGCCAUUUCCUGUUCUAACCUUUUGUAAUCCUAAUUUCUCAGUCAUAAUUUCUGGAAAUCUGAGUAAAAUGUAGUCCUUGUGUUGAUA
Vitis riparia (riverbank grape) is the source of this 3550-nucleotide messenger RNA. Its product is annotated as nodulin homeobox. Lineage: Eukaryota; Viridiplantae; Streptophyta; Magnoliopsida; Vitales; Vitaceae. Gene Ontology annotation, molecular function: single-stranded DNA binding. The coding region runs from base 361 to 3213 and encodes 950 amino acids. The transcript is spliced from 18 exons. Gene Ontology annotation, biological process: flower development. The record is from RefSeq and is a predicted model, not a curated record.